This is a messenger RNA of Sipha flava (yellow sugarcane aphid), 1311 nucleotides long. RefSeq lists its product as uncharacterized. The transcript is spliced from 5 exons. NCBI's taxonomy places the organism in Eukaryota, Metazoa, Arthropoda, Insecta, Hemiptera, Aphididae. The record is from RefSeq and is a predicted model, not a curated record. The coding region runs from base 181 to 1269 and encodes 362 amino acids.
AAUCGUAUAACGUUCGAUCAGUCGCCGUUGCGUGCUCGACGUAUAGUGACCAACCGUGUACAUCUACUGCCGUAACGGACUUGUCGCACGUGUACUGCCCCGCUAUUAAAAACUCGGUCAUCGGUUUCUCGACGCAGAGUGCUAAGCGAAUUACUUACGGCUAUAUUUGAAGUGUGAUGGAUGUGUGUGUCUUCAGAGAUGCACAAAUGGCUGCAAUUGCCGGCUACUCCGACAGACGAUCCGUUGGCUUCUGUUUACCCAUCCAAUCAUUACAAGAAGUCACACGUUUACGCUGUCACAAGGAUAAAUCCCAUUUACGUGGACGACGAACUGCUGCACCAGCACCAUGGGACGUGGAACAGGAACGGUAGUUCCGGUUACGACAGCCAGCCGCACUCGGACCACUCGUCGAGCCUGGACAAGAACUCGCCGCCGGGCACCAAGUGCCUGAGGUCGCCACCGCCGUCGCCUACGGGCAAGCUGUCGGGCGGUCAACUCGGGGCCGUCACGGCGUCGUGGCUAUCGCCCAUCGAGGAGGGUGUGGUCGACGUGCGCCUGUUCGUGCCGCGACCCGUGUGGCCGGGGCACGGCGGCAGCGACUGCACGUACGCCGACCACGGGCGCAUACCGCGGGCGAAAUGCUGCAGGUCGCACGACCGGUGCCGGUGCCUCAGCAACGGCAACGGCAGCAUCAGCAGUAGUAGCAGCAGCAGCAGCAGCAGCAGCGUCGACAACGGGCAGCGGGCGGCGGCGAAAGCGGUCUGCAGCUAUUCCGGGUACUCAUCGGCAUACGGAGGGUCCGGCAGCGGGACGGUUAGCACUAGCACGACCACUAGUGGCGGCGGCGGCGGGGCCACCUGUUCUUGUUCGGACGACGCCAACCAACCGUCGUCGGGCAUCGGUUCCGUCAGCAGCUUCAACAAGCAGUCACCGCUGACGUUGCAACCGCCGCGUUUCGGCAUCGGUACCGCGGGCCACGUCGACAACAAGGCUCUGGUCAAAUGCGCCUGGAACGCGGCCGCCGACCUGAGGCUCAACCAAAAGACUGAUAACCUACACAAUGAUUGUGACGCUAUGUUGCGUGGAUUGCAAUUCACAUUGGACGCACAACAAGCAGAAAAGCUGAUGCAGAAGAUCAAGGUGGGAAAGAAGCACAGGUGUUGGUGUCGUUUAGUCACGACGUUUAUAGGUCUGAUCAUGUUUCUCGUAUCUGUGAUCACCGUCACCCUUGUUAUCACCAAGGGGAAAAGAAUGUUCGGCUCUAUUUGAUAAAUUGCAUUCAAACUCUCAAUAUAAAAAUUUUAAUAUGUA